AUGGUCGCUAUUACAUCUCAAUCGUCGACGAUGUUCAUUGUCUUAUUCAUCUUCUCAACGAUAAGUGUGUGCAGUGCAGCGAAUAAUACAACUCAAUUCGAUAAUUUCACUAUUGUGUGGGAAGAUUUUAAUUUAUUCCAAUGCGCCGUACCAACGACUAUCCAAGUUUCACUUUUCAGCUGUGCAGCACCUCAAAAUUAUUCCAUGGACGAAAUGAGUUGUCUUCAAGAGACUACAAUCGAUUUCAAUGAUACAAUGUGCACGGUUGUGACAACUGCAAUGGUCUACACAACUACUGUCGCAGCAACAACAAUGGACAGUACCACUGCAUAUGCUCAAACAUCCACAAGCACAGUAGCAGUUACCACUCAUACAAAAACAAUGAGUGUAACUGCGACUGGGCAAACUACAACUACUACUGCAGCGAUUGCAACAGCCAAUCUAGUAACCACUAUGGCACCUACAAUAGCCGGUGCAAUGAAUCAGACUGCAUCAACUGCUGCUCAAACUAUCGGUCAAGUCGCCACAAAUACAACUCAAGCGGUUAGUCAAGCAGUCACUGGUGCUGUAACUACUCAAUCAAUAACACCUGGCGGAAAUACAACAUCAAAUACCUCAACUACUAUUACACCGGUAAAUGCAAGUAAUAGCAGCGUUUCAACAACACCAUCGGGAGCAUCCACGACAAUCAUAUCGACUACACCGUCAGGAGUAGCAGCAACGACAACUGUAUCAACUACGCCGUCAGGAGGAGUAGGAACAACAACAGCAACGACGACUGCAUCAAACACAUUUGAAUGCAUGAAUGACCUAUACAUAGGUGUUGACUGCAAUGUAUCAUCGAAUGCUUGCGAUAUGUCUCAACCAUGUCAAAACGGAGCUACUUGUUAUCCGAACAACACAUAUCCAUUAGACUAUUAUUGCAGCUGUAAAACUGAUUUUUAUGGUUACAAUUGCGAAAUUGAUCGACGUAGCUGCCGGGAUGAUACAUGUUGGCACAAUGGAACAUGUAUUGCGGAAAAUUCCACUGUCUAUUCGAAUAAUGGUUCGAAUUUUCGAUGUGAAUGUGUUGUAGGUUACGACGGGAAAUAUUGCGAACUUGAAACGAACCUCUGCGAUAAUGUCACUUGUGAAAACAAAGGUAUUUGUGAAACAGUUCAACUCAAAUGGAAAUGUGUAUGUUUGGACAGUUCCCUUUAUUAUGGUGAUUAUUGUCAAUUCAAAACGACUAAAUUGAUGAUUCGAGAAAUUCUCAGUAAAUCGUUUGCAUCGAUUGCUAUCGCAGUCAUUGUGACUACCUGUGCAUUUGUUGUCAUUAUGGAUAUACUCAAGUACGCAUUUCAUAUCGAUCCAGUUGAAUGUGAACGUGAAAGUUAUCGAAAACGACGAGAAGAACGAAGACGAGCAAGACGACCACCGAAAGAAGAUCAAAUGAAACUUGCGUUACGAUUUGAAUAUGUACCAACAUAA
This is a messenger RNA of Adineta ricciae, 1470 nucleotides long. Lineage: Eukaryota; Metazoa; Rotifera; Eurotatoria; Adinetida; Adinetidae. The record is from the annotation of a GenBank genome assembly.